AUGGCUCCCAAGAAGACCACCCCUGCCGCCAAGGAGAACGUCACUCUCGGCCCUCUGGCCGGUGAUGGCAAGCUCGUCUUCGGCGUUGCCCGCAUCUUCGCCUCUUUCAACGAUACCUUCGUUCACGUCACCGAUCUUUCCGGCCGUGAAACCAUCUGCCGUGUUACCGGUGGUAUGAAGGUCAAGGCUGACCGUGACGAGUCCUCCCCCUACGCCGCCAUGUUGGCCGCCCAGGACGUCGCCGCCCGCUGCAAGGAGCUCGGCAUCAACGCCCUCCACAUCAAGAUCCGUGCCACCGGUGGUAACGGUACCAAGACCCCCGGUCCCGGUGCUCAGUCCGCCCUCCGCGCCCUUGCCCGUUCCGGCAUGCGCAUCGGCCGCAUCGAGGACGUCACCCCCACCCCCUCCGACUCCACUCGUCGCAAGGGUGGUCGCCGUGGUCGUCGUCUGUAA
Aspergillus fijiensis CBS 313.89 is the source of this 453-nucleotide messenger RNA. Its product is annotated as 40S ribosomal protein uS11. Gene Ontology annotation, cellular component: ribosome; cytosolic small ribosomal subunit. The record is from RefSeq and is a predicted model, not a curated record. The coding region runs from base 1 to 453 and encodes 150 amino acids. Lineage: Eukaryota; Fungi; Ascomycota; Eurotiomycetes; Eurotiales; Aspergillaceae. Gene Ontology annotation, molecular function: mRNA 5'-UTR binding; structural constituent of ribosome; small ribosomal subunit rRNA binding. The transcript is spliced from 3 exons. Gene Ontology annotation, biological process: ribosomal small subunit assembly; translation; maturation of SSU-rRNA from tricistronic rRNA transcript (SSU-rRNA, 5.8S rRNA, LSU-rRNA).